AUGAAGAUAAGAGAGGUUUAUGAAAGUGAAUCACAUAUCAAUUUAUUACUUUGUAAUGAAAUAGAAGAUGAGAAUUUUAUAAAUGGUGAUUUCGUAGUUCAAUCAAAGAUUAGUAAGCACAGUGGUGCCAUGGAGUUGUUGAGAUCGAUGUUCUUACCGGCUGGCUAUCCCGAUUCUGUUACCAGUGACUAUAUGAGUUAUCAGGUGUGGGAUACUGCACAGGCACUCUCUUCUUCUUUGAGUGGUGUUUUGGCAACACGUGCAAUGCUGCGUGGAUAUGGCGUGGGAAAUGCAGCUGCUUCAGUUGGGUCUGCUGUUCUCCAAUGGAUAUUACGUGAUGGUGCCGGAAUGAUUGGUAGAAUCUAUUUCGCUUGGAAAACAGGUCGUCAGUUGGAUUGCAAUGCAAAGACAUGGCGAUUCAUGGCCGAUAUCCUAAAUGAUAUUGGUAUGACCCUCGAAAUGUUGAGUCCACUGUCAAACGUUCUAUUCAUGCCACUCUCGGUAUGCGGUAUCGUCUCAAAGAGUAUAUGUGGUGUUGCCGGUGGUUGCACAAAGGCGUCGCUCACUAUGCACUUUGCCAAAAACGAUAAUAUGGGUGAUGUAUCGGCAAAGGAUGGCUCUCAAGAGACUGCUGUCGGUCUAGUUGGAAUGUUCUUGGGUGCUGCACUCUCCGCGUCAAUACCUGACGAGUCUGAGCAGACUACAACCGCUACCGUUGCCAUUUGGAUGCUCUUCUUUAUUCUAAUUGCAUUUCACUUGUAUUGCAACUAUCGUGCCGUCACUGGUGUAGUGUUGACUUCAAUCAACAGAUAUCGUGCUACUUUGAUCUAUAAACACUAUCUUCAAUACGGUGAGAUACCAACACCAAUUCAAGUAUCGAAAAGAGAAAACAUAUUGUUUAGAGAUGAUAAACAACCUAUCUAUCUUGGUGCAUCUCUAUUGAAUAUCAUUAACUUGAACAAACAACAACAACAACAACAACAAUCUAAAGAGAUUAGGGAAUCGAAAACCAAUAGUAUAAUACGUCAUAAGCUAGAGAAUAGAUAUAUUGACAUUUGGCAAUUCCAACAAGAAAUAUACAUAUCUUUAAAGGUACAUUGUACAGCUGUUGAUUUAAUACAAGCAUAUUUAUAUUCGGUAGCUAUUCUUCAUCAAACCAAACAGCAAAAUAAUCGGGCAUUUAUAGAUUUAGUUACAUCGAAAUCAUUUAAUGAUCGAUUGCUCUCUAAAGGUUGGAAUACAGAUAGACAAGCAUUAGACGCAGAAGGUUGGAGAUAUUCAAUUAUAAAUUAA
Molecule: messenger RNA, 1293 nt
Organism: Heterostelium album PN500
Lineage: Eukaryota; Evosea; Eumycetozoa; Acytosteliales; Acytosteliaceae
Product: RUS1 family protein
Exons: 1
Coding region: 1-1293 (430 amino acids)
Source: RefSeq, a predicted model, not a curated record